Rasamsonia emersonii CBS 393.64 is the source of this 1365-nucleotide messenger RNA. RefSeq lists its product as uncharacterized. Gene Ontology annotation, molecular function: nucleic acid binding. NCBI's taxonomy places the organism in Eukaryota, Fungi, Ascomycota, Eurotiomycetes, Eurotiales, Trichocomaceae. The record is from RefSeq and is a predicted model, not a curated record. The coding region runs from base 1 to 1365 and encodes 454 amino acids. The transcript has 7 exons.
AUGUCUUCGCUUGUCGCCAUCGAGAAGAGCUGGUACGAGGCUCUACUUCAAAGGUUUCGUUUGAUGCUCAACCGUUUGACAUCCAACUUUCACUCUGUUGACGCAGACUCUUCAAUGACCUCUCACUCCAAUUCCCACAGCAUGAUGUCUAAUAAUACUGACUGCUGGCACUCUGCCUACAGUACUAGAUCGAGCCCCAGCAAUGUGCAUGACGAAGCUCCUCCUCCGGACUUGGACAUGGUCACUAUUACGAGAUCUCGCUAUGAGCAGUUGAUUCGCUUUUCCCAGCAGUUCGAAAAUCUCAAAAACUCGCUCCUGAAAGGUGGAGUUUCUCAAGAGAGCCUCGAUGUUCUCAUCGGCAGCCAUGCGCCGUUCCUUGCAGGCGAUCAAUCAUCUGUCGUUAGGACAGAAACGAUAACUGAUCGCGACAAUGCUACGUCGCGCUAUUUCCCGGAGGGAGCUUUAGAUGCAGACCGGUCUCCUGGAAACGGGGAGACAAUACCAGUUGAACUCAAAAAAGAGAGGAGGGCUUCUCCAAAUGAUUGCAGCCUUGACGACGACAAUGAAUAUAUCUUUUCUGAUGGAAAGGAGGAUGAUUCACAACCAACUGAAUCCGGAAAGGCUCCUCCUGGACAAUCAGAACAACGUACAGUUGAGAUCCGUGGCCUGCCAGAACGUGCCACCCAUCGCGAUGUGACUAAUGCGGUUCGAGGGGGAGCUCUUCUCGAGAUAUACCUCCGACCCUAUGACCAUUCUGCGCGUGUGUCUUUUGUUGAACCAUCUGCUGCUCAGGAGUUCCUCAACUACGCAAAGCGCCAGGAUGUGUACGUCCAUGGCAAGAGGGUCGAAGUUUCGUGGAGCGAUCGUCAAUUCUACCUCCGGCCUUACAUCAAACAGAACACUGACCAUGGGGCUUCGCGCAACCUCAUGAUACGUCGUGUCCAUCCUAACAUUUCCGCGAGCCUGAUUCGAGAACAUCUGGAGCAUAUCCACAAUCUCAUUGUUAUUGACAUCAAGUUUGGCCAGGGAAAUGCUUACAUCUCGACCAAUUCCGUCCAUAAUGCGAUGUUUGCCCGCUCAUGCAUGAUGUCCCGUACCACAUAUCGGGGGAUGAGGAUCGAAUUUUCUCCGGACGAGUGCGCCCAACCUUUUCCCAAAGUACCAAAGACACCACCGAAAAAUGAGCCUAAAGCUUCAUCUAAAACAGCAAGCUAUGCACCAAAUCGUUUCCAGAUGCUCAGCGUCGAUGGAUCUGAAAGCUCAGACGACUCAGACAAUGACGACGUUGAAGUUGGCAUGCCAAUUAAUUACCGGCCCCUCGAUGGUGGUAAUAUUAACUGGAGACACCACAGCAUCGCAGUCUAA